AUGAAGCUGUUCCUUCUUGCUUGCCUGUUGGCUGGGGCCAGCGCCGGAUUCCUUGACUCGCUAUCAGGAGCCUUAACCAGUGUGAAGGACGGACUUACGUCUGCAGCUUCCUCUACCCUGAGCACCCUCACUAGUGGAGACGUUGGUCAGAUCAUGUCCCACGUGGUUGUCCCAGUUGCCGAGCAUGCCGCGCUCGCCGCCUUAUUGGGAAAACGUGAACACCCACAGGAACCCUCGGUCCAAGAAGUGAUCAGCCACGGCGCUCAAGCCGUACAGCACGUACUCGACAAGUACGCCACCGAGCUGCAACAUUUCCACGAGCAAAUCGCUAGCCUUAAUUACCUGAAAGGAGACCUCAACCAGUUCUUCGCUGACAUGCAACAUUCAAAGUUGGUACACAAUACUGCCUUGGACAACAUCGUGACUAGUGUCCAGCAAGCUUUGUCCACCCACAAGAGACAGACUGCAGACUCUGGACUCCUCUCAGGACUGUCUGGACUCUUUGGCUCAACUGUGGACAAGUUGAAGGAGACGUAUAACGGUAUCCACGACACACUCUCACAAGGAUCAACAGGUAUACUUGGAGCUUUGACCGGCCACAUUUCUCAUCUGACCGAUUCCCUCAGCCAUAUAAAGGACACUGGCGCAGCCCUUCUGGCCACUGGUCAGGAAACACUUGCAAAUUUACAGAACUCUGCCAGCACACUCUUUAACCAGGCUCAGGCCGGCGUACAGGGCCAGGCAUCCCAGGCCCUGGAUACUCUGCUACAUCCCGACCUCGGCAGCUCAUAG
Ylistrum balloti is the source of this 792-nucleotide messenger RNA. RefSeq lists its product as uncharacterized. Lineage: Eukaryota; Metazoa; Mollusca; Bivalvia; Pectinida; Pectinidae. Bases 1 to 792 code for a protein of 263 amino acids. The record is from RefSeq and is a predicted model, not a curated record. The transcript is spliced from 6 exons.